Coturnix japonica (Japanese quail) is the source of this 2059-nucleotide messenger RNA. RefSeq names its product coiled-coil domain containing 148 (gene CCDC148). The record is from RefSeq and is a predicted model, not a curated record. Lineage: Eukaryota; Metazoa; Chordata; Aves; Galliformes; Phasianidae.
GGGAUUGGUUGAGCGUCGCGAUGAGCUCGCCAAUGGAGGGGGGAGUUGAGGUUGCUAUGGUUAACGAUGCUGUGAGGCGGCGCGAUGCCGGGUGUUCACCACAGAGAGCCGGGCCGCUCCACGGCCGAUGUUGAACACCACAUAAAAAUGAGUGAACCGGACCACAGAAGAAUGUCCACAGCUCAGAGAAAUAUGGAUGUUGAAAAUCUGGUGAAUCCUAUGAGAAAUGCUCUUUGCGGUCAGAUGUAUAAACCCAUUGACUACAGACAUCUAUGUGAACUCACUGCAGCAGAGAAAAUGGCAACCAAAAAAAUUCAAUUUAAGAUCAAAAAAAUGGAGCAAAUUUCAAAAAUUAACAAAGAGCAAAUGCUACUGAAACAGCAUUGCCAAGUGUGGUGGCGAGAGUAUAAAAGACUUAGUGAGAACAGGGAAAAAGCAGAAGCAGAGAUACAGACUUUUCUUGAUGAAGGAAGUCAUAAAAAUGAUUUUUUUUUUGAUAUGUGGAACAUGGAGCACAGAUUGUCACAGGAGCGGGAUGCUUACCAAACAGAUACUGUGGCUCCUAUCUGGCAACUAAGAGAGAAUUUGAAAUUCUGGCUGUCUGAAAUGCAGCAUUACAUCACAGAAGACUCAUCUCUGAAAAACAAAUAUGAUCUAGCUGAGAAGUUACAGCAGAUCGAAUCUGUGAAGAAUCAAGGGAAAACAAUUUUGGAACUUCUUAACCUUGAAAGCCUGGCUUUGGAAAGAGAGCUUCAAGACUACGAAAUAGAAGCCAUAGUGCAUGGAUUUGAAGAGAAGAAUGGACUUUUCCAUGAUGUUCCUUCAGCUCUACUGUCUUUGGAGUACCCUUGUCCAGACUUGAAGAACUUUGUUAUCAAUGAAUACCGUAAGCUUGCAAAUGAAUACUGGUCUAAGCUGCAAGAGAUUGAUGAACAACUAAGUGUCGUAUAUAGGGACAUGGACUGGAAUGAAGAAGAUCAGUGGAUUUUUCAGACUGUUGUCGAUCAGUAUCCAGGUGAUCUUCAGCAAAGAAGGACUUUGUAUCUUGAUAUGUUGCAGAGAUGUCUUCCUCACAAGUCUAGGCACGAGCUGGUUACUCAUGAGAAAGCUUGGGGUCGUUACAAUUUCUUUAAGAAUCAGCACAGAGUCUUGAUAUUUAAUUGGACUCAAGCAAGGAAAGCGUUUUUCCUGAAGGCGGUGAUGGCUGUUGCUGAAGCCUCUGCUGCUCAGGAGGCAGAAGCAGCAUCAACCAGCAACAGACGAAAGCAACAGGAGAUCUGUGCUGAGCUGAAAGACAAGGUCCUACAGUGGAGAGCACAACAGGAGGCGGCGGCUGAGCUGGAAGCUGCUGUAGCUGCUAGAAGAAAAGAAAAGGAAGAUGAGAAAGAAAGGCUGCAGAAAGAGCAGGAAAAGAUUCACAGAGCUCAGGAGAAAGAAAAAGUUAAAAAAUACUUGGCUGAGAAACAGCUUAAGUGGCAAGAACAGGAAGAAAAAGAGCUACAGCAUUUGGAGGAAUUAAGGAAAUUAAUGGCUAAACAAGCAAUUAAAGACAGAGAACGGGUGAAGUUUAGAGAAGCGCUGCUCGAAAAGCGGAUCCUGGAGAGAAAGGAAGAGGCCCUUCGAGAAGCACGUGCAGCACAAGAGAAAGAGAAAUGCCUGGAAGCGCUCCGACAAAAGGUUUCCAUUGUAGCAAAACCAGAUCCAGCAAGAAUGGUGGCUGAUACUGCAGCGUCUAAAGCUCGGAUGGGCAUUGGGACCACAGGAGAGUUUGUUCUUCAAAAGCCUCUGUUUCAGUUGCAAACAUACAGUGAAGAGCAGAUCAUUUCUGACCCCAGGCUUCGUGUCGAGGCAGCCCUUCGAGAAGCUGGGCUUCAUAAAACACUUUAUGCAAAAGAGAUUUUACCAAAGAUUCCUCCACCGAAGCUUCCCAGAAGAGAUAUGGAAUCUACAGUGUUUAAAAUGUAGAGCACGUUGUGUAUCGAGCAGAGAAGCUCCAGGGCUGUAGUCUGGGCCGUAACAGUGGAGCUUACAAUAAAUUUCCCAUUGCUGUGUCUUGGAA